AACCGCCACCAAACCAGGAGGUCAGGUCAAGUUUGAAUGAAUGCCUAUGCGGUGCGGCGCGGAUGCAGCCAGGCCACACUCCGUCGUGGCGGAUAAUGUUAUGUCAGCUCCAGCGCCCAGUCUUCUCAGUGGUUGCUCGCGCGGGUCAAAUCCCCACUUCAAAAUACGCAAGCUUGACAGCUCCACGGCUGCUCCCUCUCCCAUGUCAAGCAAGCGAGCCAGCCAGGUGGGAGACGCUUCUCAUCGCCGCGCAAAUCUUGCUAGCCGCGCGGCUGGAGGGGGGCGGAGAUGAGGGAUCUGGCGGCAUCGCGGCGGCGCUGGACGCUGGUGCUGGUGAACCUGGCGUCGGUGCUGGAGAAGGCGGACGAGGUGCUGCUGCCCGCGGUGUACCGGGAGGUGGGCGCGGCGCUGGGCGCCUCCCCGACGGCGCUGGGCUCCCUCACCCUCUGCCGCGCGCUCGUCCAGGCCGCGUCGUACCCGCUCGCCGCCUACGCCUCCACGCGCCACGACCGCGCGCGCGUCGUCGCCGUGGGGGCCUUCCUCUGGGCCGCCGCUACCUUCCUCGUCGCAAUCUCCGGCAGCUUCCUCCAGAUGGCGAUCUCGCGGGGGCUGAACGGCAUCGGGCUCGCGCUGGUCGUCCCGGCUAUCAGCUCGCUCGUCGCCGACUACACCGACGACCACACCCGCGGCGCCGCCUUCGGGUGGCUGCAGAUGACCUGCAACCUGGGCUCCAUCCUGGGGGGAUCCUUCGGCGUGCUGCUCGCGCCGGUCACCUUCCUCGGCAUCGCGGGAUGGCGGCUCGCCUUCCACGCCGUGGCGAUUGUCAGCGUCGCGCUGGGCGUGCUCAUGUGGCUCUUCGCCGCCGACCCGCACGCCAAGUCCAAGACCGCGGCCUCGGCCACUGAGGAGGCCAGGGAGCUGCUCCGGGACGCCAGGCGCGUCCUCGGGGUGUCAACGUUCCAGAUCAUCGUCGCGCAGGGGAUCGCUGGUUCGAUCCCCUGGUCCGCGCUCAACUUCUCCGCCAUGUGGCUGGAGCUCGUUGGGUUCACGCACUGGGAGACCAGUGUCAUCACGGGGCUGUACCUCUUCGCCACCGCUCUUGGCGCGCUCUUUGGGGGGCUCAUCGGGGACCCUGUCUCCAGGCGGUUCCCCAACACCGGGAGGAUCGCGCUGGCGCAGAUAAGCUCGGCGUCAGCGCUCCCGCUUGGCGCCAUCCUGCUGCUGGCGUUGCCCAAUGAUCCUUCCACCGGCGUCGCACACGCUGUCGCGUUUUUCAUCAUGGGAUUCGCCAUCUCCUGGAAUGCCUCGUCCACCAACAACCCCAUCUUCGCGGAGAUUGUGCCUGAGAAGGCGAGGACGACAGUCUAUGCACUGGACAAAUGCUUCGAAGCAGUGUUCGCUUCCUUCGCGUCUCCCAUUGUCGGUGUUCUGGCAGAGCGCGUAUUUGGCUACAAGCCUGUCUCUUCCGACACGAGCGUGGACACGGACAGAGAGAACGCUACAGCAUUGGCGAAGGCGGUUUACACGGAGAUCGCUGUGCCCAUGGCCAUCUGCUGCUUGACCUACUCCUUCCUGUAUUGCACUUACCCCCGGGACAGACAGCGCGCGCAAAGGCACCUUCUCAUGGCCUCAGAUGGGCAGCGCUGUGAAGAAGUCGGUGACAGCGAGUCAAGUGCGGUUCGUACCCGGGAAGACGAAGAAUCUGCCGUCGGUUCCUUGAAUGAGAGGCUAAUAUCUACAAGAGAGUAGCGGGCAAGUGCGACACGCCCAAAUUUUUACAGGUUUGCAUCGUUUCCCGGUGAUGUAAUCAAGGUGUUGCACUGCAGGUUCAGAUUCUCCAAUGGACCGUUGUUGCACUCUGCCGUAUCUGAAUCUUUGUUACUCCAUCAGCUACCAUGUGAAGAAAUCAAUAGAUGCAUCUGAACUUUAUUGAGA
Molecule: messenger RNA, 1935 nt
Organism: Phragmites australis (common reed)
Lineage: Eukaryota; Viridiplantae; Streptophyta; Magnoliopsida; Poales; Poaceae
Exons: 3
Coding region: 289-1749 (486 amino acids)
Biological process (GO): transmembrane transport
Cellular component (GO): membrane
Molecular function (GO): transmembrane transporter activity
Source: RefSeq, a predicted model, not a curated record